AUGCCGACGUAUCUGUGCCACGGCUUCCGAUGGCACCGGCGCGACAUCCGCGUCUUUGUCGUCCUCAACGACCUCGACGACGCCGCCUCGAAUUGGGUCAUCGGGCCGGCUACGUCGUCGGCCAUCCUCUCCCAGUUCCACACCAGCUUCAACUUCCUGCCGGAGCCACCGUCACCGUCUGCGCCGCCAUCGCCAUAUGUGACCAAGAAGCCUCGGCCCGCCACGGCCUCGGACGGAGAGCCCUUGCAUCACGACGACGACUUCACCGUGCCGCCGUCGCGCGUCGCCGAGGCCAACGACGCCGUGCUCGUGCACUCCUGGUCCGCCGUGAAGCUGCUGGAGGAGUUUGACCCGGAGGACACCAGGUUGCCGAGCCGCCCGUACGCCUAUGUCGCCGACUACGUUGUGCGCAUCGACCUCAGCGCCAAUGUGGUCGAUGAGAUGGCCAAGUACCGCAUGCGGAAGCAGGAUGAGUGGUUUGAGAGGUUGAGAGACGAGUUGCAGAAGGGCGAGGACAUACGAUGGUAUGUCGUCGUCUGUGGAGAUGAAUUGAGGGAGGUGCCUGCAGAGAGUGACGAUGAGGCAAACCUCAAGGACGACGAGAGUGAGGAGGAGUCUGUAGUCGACGACGACGACAUGUCACAAGGCAUCCCCCAAGGGUUGAAACCACGGCCCUCGAAACCACCACCUUUGAAACCACCACCCCUACAGCCAGUCCAGCAGCAACAACGACCACGGACGAGUCCUGGGCCGUCGAGCACCAGCAGCCUUCCGCUGCGUCCAUCGCCGCUCAGUUCACACCCGCCCCUCCCAACCCCCCCAGCCGAACCAGGAGGCCAAAAGCAGCCUGCGCGGCCGCCGCUGAAGAAUAAGAAGUCCAUGGCAGAGGGGCUGAGGAGGUUGUUCGGGAAGAAGGAGAGUGCCACGCGGUGA
This is a messenger RNA of Ilyonectria robusta, 933 nucleotides long. RefSeq lists its product as uncharacterized. The coding region runs from base 1 to 933 and encodes 310 amino acids. The record is from RefSeq and is a predicted model, not a curated record. Lineage: Eukaryota; Fungi; Ascomycota; Sordariomycetes; Hypocreales; Nectriaceae. The transcript has a single exon.